This is a messenger RNA of Raphanus sativus (radish), 1127 nucleotides long. RefSeq names its product agamous-like MADS-box protein AGL21. The transcript is spliced from 8 exons. NCBI's taxonomy places the organism in Eukaryota, Viridiplantae, Streptophyta, Magnoliopsida, Brassicales, Brassicaceae. Gene Ontology annotation, molecular function: DNA-binding transcription factor activity, RNA polymerase II-specific; protein dimerization activity; RNA polymerase II cis-regulatory region sequence-specific DNA binding. The record is from RefSeq and is a predicted model, not a curated record. Gene Ontology annotation, biological process: positive regulation of transcription by RNA polymerase II. Gene Ontology annotation, cellular component: nucleus. Bases 180 to 866 code for a protein of 228 amino acids.
UUCCUCGAAUAGAUUGUUGACUCUUGGCUCAACCUUAUUCUCUUUCUAUUUCUACCUUUCUCUUUCCCCUUAUUCGUCCCUCUCUUUCUACGUUUCUCCUUUGGUCUUUGUAAGAUCUACAAAAACAAAACCCUAGAAAAGAGAAGAACCAGAGGAGAAUCAAUUAGAGAAUAAAAUUGAUGGGAAGAGGGAAGAUUGUAAUCCAAAGGAUCGAUGAUUCUACGAGUAGACAAGUCACUUUCUCCAAACGAAGAAAGGGUCUUAUCAAGAAAGCCAAAGAGCUAGCUAUUCUCUGCGACGCGGAGGUCGGUCUCAUCAUCUUCUCUAGUACCGGAAAGCUCUAUGACUUUGCCAGCUCCAGCAUGAAGUCAGUUAUUGAUAGAUACAACAAGAGCAAGAUGGAACAACAACAAUUACUAAACCCCGAAUCAGAAGUAAAGUUUUGGCAGAGAGAAGCUGCAGUUCUAAGGCAAGAAUUGCAUGCUUUGCAAGAAAACCACCGACAAAUUAUGGGGGAACAACUAAAUGGUUUGAGCGUCAAUGAACUAAACAGUCUUGAGAAUCAACUUGAGAUAAGUUUGCGUGGAGUUCGUAUGAAAAAGGAACAAAUGUUGACUCGUGAAAUCCAAGAACUAAGCCAAAAGAGGAACCUCAUUCAUCAGGAAAACGUUGAAUUAUCAAGAAAAGUACAAAGGAUUCAUCAAGAAAAUGUGGAACUCUACAAAAAGGCUUAUACAGCAAACACAAACGGAUUUAUACACCGUGAACUAAUCGUUGCGCAUGAUGAAUCACACACUCAAAUUCGGUUGCAACUAAGCCAACCAGAUCAUUCAGAUUAUGAGACCCCACCAAGAGGAAGCGAAUAACAGCAAGUGAUUGAAGUUUGAAGAUACGAUGAUAUUGAAGAACAAAUCGAACGUUUGGUUUGAAUAAGGGACUUGAACUGGAAACAAAGAAGAAACAUCAAGAAACCAAGCAUGUUUCUUCUCAUCAUCAAUCAUAUAUUUUUUAUCAUUCUCUUGUGCAUUUUUAAUUAUAUAAUUGAAGCAUAUAUAAUACAGAAGAAAUACAAGGAAACCUGUGUUUAUUAUAUUCUCCUGAGUAUAUAUAUUAAUAUGUUGUCUUUU